AUGCAACAGCAGUCCAGCCAGUUUCCCGAUCGAAAACGAAGGAAUGAGGAGACGAAUAAGGCAGAUGCAAACAGCGGUCUCCGCGUUUUUAGUGUUCACCUGCGCCGUAUUCGGGGUCUUACUCUGGCGCUCAACAGGAUUAGUCAACUCUCCUACAUACUCGAGACCGUCGGCAUUCUUUCGAUAUCGCCAAAUGAGUCCAGCACAUAUAAGAAUUUCUAUUUCGAACUGCAGGAACUGGAAAACCGCCCGCAUCCUGUGCGGCUGAAAUGUCUCUACAGUGACAUUGAUGGAGUUAAUCCAGAUAUUAACGUUGGAGAUGUUUAUAGGUAAGCAUCGAUUUCCAAGAAAAUUAAUACAACGCCAAAUCCGUUAUGGCAAUCACUUAGCGUUUAAUUGGUUCCUCGUGUAAAUGACGCUUAUUUAUAAAGUAUAUUUUUUGCAGUCUGUUGAUGCUUUUGGCAGUCGAAAUGUUCAGCGCCAUGGGUAAUAAACUCAUUGGAUGAAUAAAAAGACAUGUUAAGACAGUCUCUCAGAAAAUGCAGACUAUACGUUUAAAUAAAAAUGGUUAAGUUUGACAACAACAAUAGCCAUCACAACAACUUGAGCUUCAGUUGAGAUACACUAAUUAAAAGAUCUCCUAACAUAGAAAUUUGCCAAAGUAAUGAAGUAUUAAGACAUAGGCGGAACCCAUCCAAUGGAAGAACCGAUAAUGAAUCCAAUAAAAGAAGGACUUAUGUAGAUACUUCCGACUCCUCCGUUGGUGAGCAGUCGUGCCCCGACCCUAGGGUACCCGCUUCAUGUUCAAAGCCACUUCAGUCCCUCACUAAACCCAACAGUCGAUUAGUCAGUUUCAUUCUAACAAAAAAAACCCUCAAAACAAAUUAAACAUCAAGACCUCAGUGACCCCACUUCAUAGAUGAGAAAAAUACCCAGUGAAGGUUCCACGGCUUCCGGUAUUUACAUAUUACAAGGUGGAAUAACUUUUUUUGCUUUCAGGUGCGUCGGAAAAUUUUCCAUCGAAAAAGGUCUAUUUCAGUGUUAUACGUUGGGUCAAUGUGGACAGGCUGAAUUACAGGUGGUAAAGGUUUUUCAGAUGCACUCAGAUAAUGUUAUUUCUCAGCUUCUACGAGAUUAACGUUUUUAUACACCUGUUAUACCUUUAUACUUUUCUAUAAACGUUGGUCCUUCCGAAAACGUUCUCUCUUCCUGCCCUUUUGUGCUGCCUAAAGUGCAGAGACCUUGACCGAUUAGGGGAUGACAGGAGCCCUUAAACUAUUUGAAGACUAAUUAUGUACAUAAUCGUAUGGCUAAAGUACAAGAAAUGAGUUGGAAAUCCGUCCAGUGAUAUCCUGACAUGCUGGGUCACCUUAAUGUCCAGUAAUUCAAGUUGACCUUCCCCCAGGUCUGAGCGUUCUUGUUUCUUUUCUGCUGGAAAUAAAUUUUUGAGUAAUGCAAACACUAGUGAUGAAGUUUUGCAGGGCAUACUUUUCGACACUAACUGAACGUUGGGGCCAAUGAAUACGCAGCAGCAGCAGAUGAUGAUGCCGCCAUUAGUUCACAGUAAAGAGGCCCAUUCGGUCACACUGAAGCAACCAGGAGCAUUUUCACAUUUCUUUCGUCCCCCUCUAGCACCCAUCUCGACAGAAUUGACUCCAUCGGCUAG
Spirometra erinaceieuropaei is the source of this 1666-nucleotide messenger RNA. The record is from the annotation of a GenBank genome assembly. NCBI's taxonomy places the organism in Eukaryota, Metazoa, Platyhelminthes, Cestoda, Diphyllobothriidea, Diphyllobothriidae.